AUGAAGCUGCCUUUGAUUUUAUUUCUCAUCCAUUGGAUUGGUUCCGGAAGCCCUCAAGAACAGGAUUUUAUUGUUACGAGUAGUCAAACUGCAACUAGUUUUGAAAGUUCAAUAUCUUCUGUUGCAUCUACAACAACGAGUACCACUACAGUUCGAUCCAUAGGAAAUUUUGACCCAUUAUCGGACGAUCCAAUUCCGAGAGCGCCAGAGGGUAAUCCGACAACAAGACAGACCGGUUUUACGGAUGAGCAACUGGCUGGAGAUCAGGGAGAUCAUGGAGUUGGGUUGGAAACGUUGAGCUUGGAGACAACACUAAUUCAUGUCCAUGCUGUAAGUUAGGAUUUAUGCUAUGAAAAAAAGUAAAAAUCAAGGCUGAAAGAAAGCGCUUUGGCAAAAAGUUUUGGCUUUUUUGGCAAGACGAAUGUUGGAGGUAUGAAAUUCACAAUUUUCUGAAGUUUUGCUUGCGUUUUUCUGUUCAGCGACAGUUCGGAUCAAGGAUAGUAUGGAUCGGAUCAGUUCGUCGAUGCAUGGGGAAGGCCAGGGGAGGCUUAGUCGGCAGAAAAAAUGAGCUUGAUUGGGUCCUAGCAUUGUCCUAGCGUAUCACCUAUUUUGAGCUAUUAUACAUUUACUCACAUCAAUAAUGUCUAGAUAAAAGUUCUGGAUCUUCGUUUUUCGCCACAAAUUUUGCCCUGUUAUAUUUCACAACAACUCAGUGUCAAGAAAACUAACGUUAGUAAUAGCUAAAAUAAAAAAAAGUGGGGAUAUUGCAAGUCUUCGCCAAGUCUCCGUCGAGCCUUCGCCGAGCGUCCGUCUAGCAUUCAACUGCUUUCGCAGACCUCGCAGGGAUUUCCUACAACCUUUUUUUGGGUAUUCACUUGCCUUACACCCCGUAUCGAUCAAUUUUAUUUCUAUAGACCCGAACUGUCGUCGACCCGAAAAGACGAGACGCGUAAAGUUCUCCCUAAUUUUCGUCAAACUAUAUCCCAAAUAUUUUUACAUUAUCGGCUACUCUCGUUCAGAUCUGGCGACAUGGAAAGCGGGCGCCAGAAUGGUUUCCAGCCAACACCCCAUUCGCUGAGCGGGAGUCCUGGCCCGGCGGUCUGAAUUCUCUGACCACAAAAGGCUUGCAACAAUGUUAUCGGCUUGGCGAGCUGCUCCGCGAACGAUAUACAGCCCUUCUGUCUGGUCGCUACACUCCAAACAAAUUCUACGUCCGAAGCUCGGACACGGAUCGGACGAUCCUGAGUGCGGAGGCGAUGAUGAAUGGGCUGGUUAGUGAUGAGGACUACGGAGUGGCUGAUGCGAAACUAAAGGUGUUCCCAGUGCAUACGAUUAGAAAGGACACGGAUAAAGUAAGAGGGAAGGUUUUAAUUUUACAGGGGAAGUGCUCAUAGUGCGAAGCUCAUAUUUUUUUCGAUAUUUUCUACCGAUGUUGUGUCCAGGCCAGAAAUCAAUUUCUGAAAUUAAUCUUUGCAUGCUAAAAUCUUCAUAAAAUGCCGUAUUCCUGCUAGCUUUCGGCCGGAAACUUCUUUUUUUAUUGCUAGCCCAAGAAUAAUGCAUCUGUUGUAGAAAACAAUUAGUCUAAAUUUGUGCCAACUUCCAGCAAAAAAAGUGCGUCUAACUUGGAGAACUUCCAUUGUAACUAAGAUUUUAGCUGUUUUAACUCAGGUUGAGAUGUUCUAAGCUUUAAAUCAUUUACAAUAAAAAAAUUCCUCAGUUUUUCCAUUAUCUCUUCCUCAGGCAACCAAAAAAUUCAAAAUUUCAUUUUCCCGCCAAAAUUUUGACCUUUUGGCAUAGCGUUGCAAGCUUCAAAAAAUACCGGGAAAAUUAGCAAUGUUAUUUUUACUAAUUGGUUUUUCAUUUAUUCCCUUUAUUAAAAAAAUUUUUUUUUAAAAGUUCUCUCGCUUCUCCAUUGCUUAAGAUCACCAUGUUUUCACUUGAUUUUUUCAGCUCCUCAACUUCAACAUUGAAUGCCCAGCGAGAGAAGAGGAGCAAGCCCGGGUCUUCAACGUUGCCGAUUACGGAUUUCCCGCCCUAGGGCAAAAAACCGCCUCAUUUAUGCGCUACAUUCAAAAUCAAACCGGCGAAAACGAGCUGGAUUAUCAGGCGGCCUACAAAGUCUGGGACUACCUCUAUUACCUCGAAGCGGACGAGCGUCAACUGCCGUCGUGGGCGACCGCGGACGCACGCGAAAAUUUGGAGUAUAUCAAUGGGAAAAUCAAUCAGGGCCUCAUGAUGACGCCGAAGCUUUUGCGGCUCAGAGCCGGCCCCAUUUUGAAGGAGAUGUCGGAGAGGCUGCGCAGCAUCGCCAAGGGGAGUUAUUUGGCGGCGGAGAAGUUUUAUGGGUACUCGGCGCACGAUCACACGUUGGCGUUUCUGCUGAAGAUUCUGGGGUUGAAUUUUGAGCGGUUCCCGGAGCCCUCCAGUGCUUUGGUCUUUGAGCUGCAUCGACGACACGAUGACGAGCACUUUGUGAAAGUAAGUUAUGACUGAUAAUAGACUAAAGUGAGAACAAAUGUGCCAGUUUUGCACGAAUUUUGGCACAAAUAGUUGCAUUUGGCUGGCUGUUGCUUUCACCCUGAUUUUUUUCGCAUAGUACAAACGCCGGAAAUCAGCCCUAUUAUUUUCGGGAAAAAUAUUUUCGCCCAGAAUUAAAAAUAUUUUUCCCCAGAAAAGAGCAUUACAGAAAAACUCCUAUUUUCUCCCAGAAAAAAUAUAUUUUCUCCCAGAAAGAAAAUAUUUUUCCCCAGAAAAGAGAAUUAUGAAAAAAAUGCUAUUUUCUCCCAGAAAAGAAAAUAUUUUCUCCCAGAAAGCAUAAUUUUGUAAAAAUAAAACACGGAAUUAGUAAAAAUUGAUGAAUAAGUAACUUUACUAGUAAAAUAAAUUAAGUAGUAGUGUAAAACAAUAUUUGCAAUAAGUUUUUGAGGAAAUACUGGAAAUCGAUGUAAUCGACGGUGCUGAUUUCGAAAAUAAUUCUCAUUUUUUGUGAUUUUUACUUUUUUGUGCUCAAAGAGUGCAUUGACAUCCUGUCUGUGUCGUCUUCUGCGCCAGGAACAACAUUCAGAUUUACAAUAAGAGAAACCCAUCCUUAUUUCCAUUGGGAACAAAAGAUAUCCAAGAAUAAACCAUUAAAGAAUUCAUUCAUACAUGUCUUUGUAUAGAUCGUUAUCUUACUUGUUUUUAAACUCAAUUCAGAAGUCGUCUAAAGUAAUAUCAUCUGGAAGUUGAAAAUCUGAAAAAGAUUGGAAAAACGUGGGAUUUCCAACUUUAUUGUAAGUAGUAAUGUAAAAUACGAUGCAUGGGCCCCAGAUAAGUCAUAAUAUUGGAUUCAAAAUAACUGACAUAUUGACUUGUCGUGCUGAAUUAAACCUUUAGGGUCUCUCUACGUCUUCGACAUCACUAUCGUUUAGAAGGUAGUAAUUUCUGAAUAUCUCUCAUGUUUUAUUCUUGAAUGUCUUUUUUUCCCCGAUGAGUAUAAGGAUUCUCUUAUUGUAAAUGCUGUCGAUGUACACUUCAAUGCACUCUUUGAGCACAAAAAAGUAAAAAUCAUAAAAAAUGGGAAUCAUUUUCGAAAUCAGCACCGUCGAUUACAUCGAUUUCCAGUAUUUCCUCAAAAACUUACUGCAAAUAUUGUUUUACACUACUACUUAAUUUAUUUUACUAGUAAAGUUACUUAUUCAUCAAUUUUUACUAAUUCCGUGUUUUAUUUUUACAAAAUUAUGCUUUCUGGGAGAAAAUAGCAUUUUUUUCAUAAUUCUCUUUUCUGGGGAAAAAUAUUUUCUUUCUGGGAGAAAAUAUAUUUUUUCUGGGAGAAAAUAGGAGUUUUUCUGUAAUGCUCUUUUCUGGGGAAAAAUAUUUUUAAUUCUGGGAGAAAAAUCUAGACCCAUUAUUUUCUAGAAAGACUGGUAUUGACACUCUUAGGAAUGCGGACGUCUUUGGACCACCGCUCUGUAGAAGAGAGACAAAUUAGGAACAAAGUUUAUUGGCAAUGACCACACAUACACAAAAGCGAAGAUAAUUAUGGUAAAAGUUCCUUAUUCUGGCCACAACUUAUAAAUUUGCGAAAACUGGUCAGAAUUGGCCCAAAUUUGGCGUCCGAGCUCAAUUCAUCGUUGUAAAUGCCCGGGCAGUGGAUUUAGUUCGUGAGGUACCUUCUUUUUUACGUACCAACUUACCCUUCAAAAACGGUUACACUUUAUACGAUGAAAACUGUCAGGAACUAAACUUGUUGCCUCCGUGUAGAGCUAAAAGAGUCGGCAUAGCAUUUGCAGGUACCCUUAAAACUAUACGGCUACUAUAGUUAAUCAGUGCCAGGUAGGUUGAAGCAUUUUUUCCUAACUUUAGUUCCCAAGCUUGGGCGCAGCUCGCAGAGUACCUUUGUUGUGGCCGGAAUACGGAACUUUUUCCUAAUUAUGAUUUGAUUUGUGGCUUUAUUUUAGACUGCUCAUGCAAUUUUCCAGCGAUUAUUGAGCGGUCUAUCAACUAUUGAAGUGCCCUGUUUACAGCUUAGCAAGUAAAAAAGAAGUUGACCGUCGUAUUACAAACACCACCCAUAUGUAUGGUGUAUGUGUGGCAACAUUCCCGCCCCCACGCAAUACCUAAUUCCAAAAUUAGAUGCAUUUUUAGGUAGACACUUAUUUGUAUUUUGCGUGUUUCAAUUACUGUUUCUAUUAUCCGGUGGGAAAAAAUCAAGCGUCGCGUGUUUACGCGUCCUAUUGACAUAAUUAAACGUAUUUCUGGUAUAUUCAAAUUUGCUAUUUAAAGAUCUAAAAUAGAAGAAACGUACAUCUUGUGCUGUUUCAUUCUCUUCCACGUUUUUUUGCGAACUAGACUUGAUGCACAUGGCCAAAGAUUUCCGGCACAAGGUUGCGUUUGACACUUUAUAAUACAUGCUAUGUCUUUCCAGAUGUACUUCCGCAACUUCACUGCCGACACAUUUCAAGAGAUUAAGCUACCGCAAUGCCACGGUGACUGCCAUUUACAGACGUUCUUGGCCUUUCUGCAACCGUUCAUUCCCGAGGAUUGGGAGAGGGAGUGCGGGCUGAAGAUGGCGGAUUAUCAGGGCAAUCAGACAUUCUCGAUAUUACUCUGUAAGUAUAUCAUCUUCAUAUGACUGUGGAAAUUUUGCGCAAAAAAUCUAGAGCAGCAAAGCCUUUCUAUAACAAGCAGUGUGAUAUCAGUCUGUUGGAAAAAUAAUGAGCACAAUUGUGUUGCGCCAAUCGCGUUGCAGCUGUGAGAAGCAAUUUGAUUUUACCGCGACACAUGUCAUUUUCUUGGCGGCUGUACGAUUUUCGAAGCGACAGAGGCUCAUUAUUUUCCCGACAGACUGAUAUACAAAUCCUAGUCCCACCUAGUAUAAUACAUCUUACAAGGGAAGUACUCCAAGUGCGACGCUCAGAUUUUCUUUAAAUUUUGCACACACGUCGGUCAUGCACUAAGUACCAAUUCCUGAAAGUUUUAGCUCGCGCUUUGCAAGCGCCACCGAGAUAUUGAAGCCUCUUUGCCGCCGAGAGAGUACGCUAAAAGCGGAGAGCGGUCAAAGAAAAAAGCGUUUUUUGGCUAUAACUUUGCUAGUUUCGUGCGGAAAAAAAUGAUUUUUUGUAUAGGCGCAACGAGCACAAAUGCUUUGUAGAACAAUGGAUGGAAAUUAGAUUAAACCUUUUUUGACUUAUACGCUGUUUUACUACCUUUUAAAAUUAUGUAUAUGUAUGUGUAACUUAUUAUGUAUAUGUAAAAUCCCACCCAAAUAUGCAAGGGUCGGGCAAAAAUCUUCGAAUUUUCUAUGAGGUAAAUUUAAAAAUUUCACUGUAAUUUUGAUUCCUUGAUGUAAAUGAAAGUGUUUAAACAGUUUUUGGUUAACCAUGUACCUUAUAACGUCCAUACUUUUAUAUAGCUAACUUCCUAUAGGAUUAAAAAAUUCAACACAAUCCAACUUUUUGGCUAGGUUUUAGCUACCUAUACGGAUGUUCCAGUCAUCCGACUAGACUUUUUAAUUUCACGCAGACACACGUAAAAACCUUCUGGAAAGCAUAACAACUUCCAAUAGAAAGUGCAAAGACAUUUAUCCAACUUUUCUGUAUUAGCGGGCCAAACCGGGCCGGGCCGGGCCGGCCUGGGCUUUCAUCGGGCCGGGCCGGGCCGGGCCUGAGCAAAUUUGAAAAAGCCCUGGGCCGGCCUGGUCACUUCGGCCCGCGGGCCGGGCCGCAAAAAUCGGCCCGGCCCGGCCCGAUUGCCACCUCUAGGUAGAAAUAGGCAUGAAACUUUUCGUGCCGGAAUUCGGCAAAAAGUCUUAAAUUUUCGCCGACUUUCGAUCUAAAACCCGAUUGUUUCUGCAAAGCGCGAGCUAAGAUUAUCGCAUAUAUUUACUUUGGAAAAAAUUAUUCUAAAUUUGUGCCAAGUUUCAUCAAAAUCUGAGCGUCGAACUUGGGGUACUUCCACUGCUAGUCAUAAUAGUAACUUCAACAAAGCCUUUCUUCAACAGAGCUGUGUACUUUCAAGGCCUUUGCGGUUCGCUAUACAGAGCUUUUACUGUAUCUCUAUUUUAUAACAGUCUGCCUGGAAAAUAAUGUGGAUUCGUCUCUAAGUUGCUCAUCAUCGCUUUGCCAUUUCUAUCUAGCUGCAGCUGGAGAUUUGAUGUGCGACUACGACGAGACUAGAUUUUUUUUCUUGCGACAAAUCCCCAUUAUUUUCCCGACAGAUGGAGAUAGAAUGUAAGAUAUUAGUCUGCCGAGAAGAUAUUGAAAAAACAAUGUCGUUGGGCCAAUUUAGUGCCCGGCGAAACAUUUUUCAGCGAACAUUCCACAUUAUUUUCCCGACGGACUGAUACUCCCAAUUUUUGCAACUUUAACAUAUCUUAUAUUUUUUUUUCAGUUGUCGCAAUAGCCCAAGCCUUCCUGCUGGUCGGUGUGCUCAUCUUCAUGGUGAUAUGCCUUGUUCGGACGCUGCGUUCAACAAAAAUUGUAAAUCCUUUAGAGAAGAUUGACUUCUAA
Messenger RNA from Bursaphelenchus xylophilus (pine wood nematode), 6989 nucleotides. NCBI's taxonomy places the organism in Eukaryota, Metazoa, Nematoda, Chromadorea, Rhabditida, Aphelenchoididae. The record is from the annotation of a GenBank genome assembly.